CCGGACCCUCUCCACGCAGACCCGUCCCCGCUGGGUGUCUCCGUGAUCGGAGCCAGGACAGGAUAAGAAGAAAGAAAUUAUAAUAUCGGAUCUUCAUCUUUUCUUUUCUUCAUCUCGUUUUUUUUGUUAUAACUAUUAAUGCUUCGCCGACCCCGUUCUUCUAUCUCCGGUUGACUCCUCCUCACUUCUCCUUCUUUCGGCAUUGUUCUUGUUUUAUUUAUCGUUCCGUUCCGCUGGCUGUUGCGGAGGAGCGCCACCGUCCUUGCACUGCCUGACAUGAGAACGCGCUUUCUCCUCUGGCUGCAGCGGAAUGACACACACAUCCGAAGCUUGAUGGAAGAUUGAUCAUCUUUGUUUGAGCGUGUUUUCUAUCCUCUCUCGCGCUCCAGAAACCUAGAUCAUUCUCCAGUUUUUUUUUUUUAAAUUUUAAUUUGUAUUAUUCUUUUUAGGAUUGUAUCCCACCCCCCGCUCCCCCCCCCCCCCCACUCCACCUCCAGCAGCACCACCUCUGACUCGAUCAUCCGCCGCUCCAGCGUUUCUUUCUUUUCUGUAGCCUGCGCAGCAUCUUUCCAGGCAAACGAGCGCACCGCCGCGGAGAAAACGCGCCGCUAAUCCUUCGCCGUGCGCAAGAAAACAGGCGUAUCUUUUUUUUCCCCUCUUCCUCCAAUUCCUCAAAUCGCCUUCGCCUUUCCGCGCGGACUCCCGUCUUUAAGGCGAUACGUUGCGUAAGAAUAAAAGAAAGAAGAAAAAUAACACAUCGGGGACAAACGACGGGAUUUAAACGCAAACGCAACAUCCAAGAGCGAGCUCGAAAAUGAUGGCCGGCGGAGCAGUACAGCAAAACGGGAUUUUUUCAAAUCCUCACCAUCACAAUCAACCACCGCACAUGGAGUCCGAUCCUCCGGACUCGCGCAAGAGACCCCUGGAGACCCCGACGGAGGCCAGCAGCACUAAGCGCACAAACACAGGAGUGGCCUUCCUGCAGCCCCUAUUUGAAACUGAAGGCAUUGUAUUCCCUCAACAAGAAACUGAGGCUCAUGAGGAAGGCGAGUACUUCCUGAAGGUUUUGAUUCCCAGCUAUGCGGCGGGCUCCAUCAUCGGCAAGGGAGGUCAGACCAUCGUCCAGCUGCAGAAAGAGACCGGAGCCACCAUCAAACUGUCCAAAUCCAAAGACUUCUACCCGGGGACGACAGAGCGCGUGUGUCUGAUCCAGGGCACGGUGGAGGCGCUGAACGGCGUCCACGACUUCAUCGCUGAGAAGGUGAGGGAGAUGCCUCAGAGCACCCAGAAGACGGAGCCCGUCAGCAUCCUGCAGCCACAGACCACCGUCAACCCCGACCGCGUCAAACAGGCCAAGCUGAUCGUCCCCAACAGCACGGCAGGCCUGAUCAUCGGCAAAGGUGGUGCAACAGUCAAGGCGGUGAUGGAGCAGUCCGGGGCGUGGGUCCAGCUAUCCCAAAAGCCAGAGGGCAUUAACCUGCAGGAGCGUGUGGUCACCAUCAGCGGGGAGCCCGAGCAGAACCGUAAAGCCGUGGAGAUCAUUGUCCAGAAGAUUCAGGAGGACCCGCAGAGCUCCUCCUGCCUCAACAUCUCCUACUCCAACAUCACAGGGCCCGUUGCCAACUCCAACCCCACCGGAUCCCCAUACGCCAACUCGACCGAGGUCAUGCCAUCCGCGGCGGCCGCCGCGGCAGCUACGGCCUCCUCCCUGCUCGGCCAGGCCAGCCUGGCCGGGGUGGGCGCCUUCCCAACCACCAUGUCCAGCUUCUCAGGCAACGACCUUCUCACCAUAACCUCCGCCCUCAACACCCUGGCCAGCUACGGCUACAACACCAACUCCCUCGGCCUCGGGCUGAAUCCCGCCGCAGCCUCAGGUGUGCUAGCAGCAGUAGCGGCUAAUGCUAACCCCGCAGCAGCCGCCGCGGCUAAUUUGUUAGCAUCCUAUGCCAGCGACGCAUCCACUAGCGGAGGUCACCCAGUGGCCGGUCUCGGAGGCUUCACCCUUGGAUCCCUGGCCGCAGCAACGGGGGCCACCAAUGGCUACUUAAGUGCUGCGUCGCCCCUGAUGGCGCAAUCUCUACUGGCCACAGAGAAGCUGGGAGAAGGAGCGAAGGAAGUGGUCGAGAUCGCUGUGCCUGAAAACCUGGUUGGAGCCAUCUUGGGGAAAGGAGGAAAAACGUUAGUGGAGUACCAGGAGCUGACCGGCGCCAGAAUCCAGAUCUCCAAGAAAGGCGAGUUCAUCCCGGGAACUCGGAACAGGAAGGUGACCAUCACGGGUUCCCAGGCCGCCACGCAAGCCGCACAGUACCUGAUAAGCCAGCGAAUCACCUACGAGCAGGGGGUACGUGCCACCAACCCACAGAAGGUGGGCUAAACCUGACAGCCAAUGAGAAACGAGGAGGAAAAGAGGAGAAAAAAAAGAGUGGGGGCUUGGGGGAGGAGUGUAAAAAGAAGUGAGAGGGAGAACGGAAAAAGGAGAGGAGAAUGUCAGAAGGAAUCGUCCGCGCUGUUUUCUUCUGCGUGUUUUCAAUAUUCUCUAUUAAAAAAAUAAUUUUUGACGCGAAGCAAAAAUGUGCUAAGAAGACGAGGAGGGAGAGGAGCGAGUUAUCACGCUGAAAAACCAAGAAAAAAAAUUGUGUAACAUGUAAAUAUGGUUUUAUUACUUAACGUCUUGACCUUUCAGGAUUUUUUAUUGUUUUGUUUCAUUGUUUUAUUGUUUGGAUUAGUAAAUUAAGCUGUCUGUUUGUUCGUUGUGUAUCGUGUGGACAAAGUUGAAUGCCAUGUAGGCAGGCCGAGUGCCUGAGAGGCUACAAGAAGCGGGGGGAGGGAGGGAAGGGUGUCAGGGGGGGGGUUCGCAUUUACAGGGUACAACCCUCCUCCCCCGCACGCCCAACCCUAAAUCCCUUAUGGAAAUAACCUUAACCCCUCCCUCCCCCUGCAGGCCCACACCCCUCCCCCUUCUGUCGGGUUUGUGUUUCCCUUCUUGUUUUUUUAUUUGCCCCUUGACCUCCCCCUCCCAAAGCAUCUCAAACUACUCGCCCACAGUCCUGCCCUCUCCUUUUCUCCCACGAACCCCCCCACCCCCGCGUCCAAUCCUUUUUACAAGGGUUUUAUAAUGAGCAAGACUGCAAACUUAAGCUUGGUGUGUGAGGGAAGAAACAUCCUCAAAUCCGACCCCUCUUGAACAGCUCCCCCGUCUGUGAUCUCACCUCCCGCAUCCUCCCUUCAGGAGGAAGUGGGGAAGUGAAAUCGGGAAAGGGUGUGGGACAGAGGGGCGUUUCUUCAUUGGCACACCACCCCCUGUAGACCCUGUGAUGUAUUCCACAAGCAGUGCAGCGCGUUGGGGCCCUUACACUGCGUAGCCCCCCCCCCCCCCCCCCCUCUCCCCCACACACGCACACACACAUAAAGACACACACCUUACACAGCCCUAGUGUUUUAGAUAGAAUGCCGAGGCGCACGCUGAUGACCUCACGUAGUGCGAAACCGACGAGAGUGAUACUGUGCAAGCAGCGGCAAUCACACGGGAUCCACGGCAUUACUUUGCAGUCUGCCGUGAUAAUUAUGUUAACGAGAUUGUCAUGAUUUAUUAGGAAUCAUCGCCAUUUUCAUUAUUUAUUAAUGAGAUCACUUUUUGAAAAAACGCUAAGUUGUUGUUUUUCUUUUUCUUUUUGAUUAUCUGUGAAUUCAGGUUGACAUGAAUGUAAAUGAGACUAUUUUUGAUUUGAAUAUUUUUUUUAUUUAAGUGGAUUGAAGAUAAAUAGUAAUGUUAGAUAGUGUAAUAUAUGUCUUAUUUAAGUCCAGUAAGCCACACCAGGCUCUAAUAUCAUUACAGUGAAGGAUUACCAUAUAGAUAUAGAUAUAUAUCUAUAUCUAUAUCUAUAUACCAUACGUCUCCGGUCAAAGAGCAGAAAAGGGAACACACAAACACACACACUGAAGCAAAACACUAUAAUGCCGUAUUUGGUGCUGCAAAUGGGAAUUCACGAUAUAUUAUGAUGCGGACUGCAGUACAACCUCUAGAUUAGAAAAAGCCGUAAACAGAUUACAGGCUUUUUUAACCCGAAAUCAUCUGGGUCAUCCCACCUGGCUGCCGUCCCUGUAAGGAAACUUUCCUGUUUUGCUUCUGAUGUUACAGAAAUAAGACUCAGACGAGCCUGUGGUGCUCGCCAAAACCAUUUAGAUGAACCCAAAACCACAGACUAGAAGCAAAACCACUUAAGACUCAAAAUGUACUUAUACUACUGAACAUAAAUGCAAACAUUGAGAAAGAGGAAACACUGAAUCACAACGUUGUUCGCGCGUGGUCCACUGCUACGAUCUGCAGGCCUCACAAUUAGAUUGGCUAUUUUAGGACUGCCUGAAUAUCAGUAAUGGAGAUAAACAGCCUGACUGAUCUUUUCCCAUAUCAAACAACUGUCCGACUGCCGAUGAGGUGAAGGGCAGACACUGAAAUGUCCAACACACAUCCUGGGAGUUGAGCUCCACCUCUGGCAAACAGCAGGCCACCCACGGCAACAGGUGUACUUCCCACUGUAGACCCAGAAAGCUGCUGAAGAUGCUGUCUUUUUUUUGAUCGUUUUCGUUUUUCUUUUUUUGUUCUGUGUGAUUAAUUGAUUUUUUACAAUCGGAGUACACUGAAUUUUUUGUCUUAAUGCACUGUGAAGCGAGGGAGCGGUUCUCUCUGCCCACGAGGUCAGGGAUGUGUGCUGUAGACGGCAUCGCGGUCAGGUGUUUUUUUGUGUGUUAUUGGGCGAGGAGAAACUAAACACAUAUGUAAUAUAUGUAGAAUGCAUAUGAAGAACUUCACCAGAAAUGUGCGUCAUAUCUGAAUACUAAAAGAGAAUAGGCCGAUGAAGAGGAUAUCAAUCAAUUGAUUCAAUAAGUCGAGAUCUAUCAGAUUUCACUCAUACCCGUUGUUUCCGAAAUAUCUUUUUGUAAUCAGAGGUCAGGAUGUUGGGGGCCAAUGUUAGGAGUACAGCAGCAGAUAAAAAAGACUGGAACACACUAUAGGAAAUUCACUUUUCUAUCUCAGCUGUGUCAUUUCAUAAACGAUAUGAAUUGGUAAAUGCAUUGUACAACCCAACGGGCAAAUCUGUGAAUCUCUAUUUAAGUCCAACCGGAGUUGAAGUGUGAUGGAAUGUAAAAAUGAGAGUAAUGAGGAGGGGGUGCAUUUGAACUAUUGAUCUAAGCAGCCUGGUGAGGGGAAGGAGCUCCUCUUAAGAUAAAGAAAAAAAAAAAGCAAUCCGACCCAAAGUCCUCCACUGUGCUAUCGAAUGUGUCACCCUCUGUUGGAGCGCCAGCGAGGGUUUAUCUCCACAGCUUGGUAAGGAGGCUUCUUUACUCCCAUCUAACACCAUCCACACUCUCCUCACCCCCCCUUCUACCUCCUCACACCCGCCCUCCUCCUACCACAUCGCUCCAUGGGUGACUGUCCAGUGUGACGAUCAAAUGCAUGUCUGCUGCUUGCCCUGACGAGAAAAAGAAUGAAAAGCUGCGGAACGAGUUCGUCUCCUGUUGGCCUCCUCCUCGGGGGGGGGGGGGGGGUACAACCACACGUGCCGAGGAGAAGUCGUAGGUCGUAGUCGAGGCCGGCGGGGGCACGUUGCACAAACACUAGUUUAGAUCCGCGCAUGAAGGACUACCUUCGGCGCACACACAUAAAAACAUACACAUAUCGUGAUCAGCGGGUUUGACUGGAUUAAAGUCUGAUAUUCUGUAGACCGCGGGGGAGAUGGCGGCUGUAGUAGAUUUAGCUGCUUUUGUUCCACUGUAGAACUGCACUGUGCUGGAAGCAGUUUGUUGGGUGCAUGCUAGACUACAUGCUUGAUUUAUCAUCAAGCAUAUACUGUACUUUCAAGAAUUACCUGUUUUUAUCCGUCUAUUUUCAUUGUAAAUUGAAUAUUGGGUUUGGGACUGCUCAGACAAAACAAGGAAAUUGCACUGUUCUGAGAAACUGUGAUUUUUCAGUCAUUUUCAGUCCAGCUAAAUUUAUAUUUUGAGUAUUACGUCAUUCCAACAUUGUGACCAUAGCAUGUAAGUCCAUCUGAUACGGCACAGUGCAUUCGCAGUAGAAAAACUGCAUUUGAAUUACUGAUGGAGGAGUCAGUCGUGUUGAUUAGUACUGGAUUUUUCUUCUACAUCUCAUCAAUUAAUCCUUAAAAUGAUAAUUUUUCCGGUUUGUGUUUUAAUUAUAGAUCAAGCUUUUUAGUCGUCUCGAUUUUAGGGGACGGAGAUCAAAUGUGAUCGAGUACUGGAAGCAAUACACGUAGUUGUCCUGUCCUUUAUCUACCGUUGGAGCUUUGGAUCUAGACGUUGAUUAAGUUAACAUUUUCAUUUUUUUCAAUUUGUGGAGAAAUGCUGCUAUUUAAUAAUUACUGAUGUACUAAAAAUACUAGGUUAAAACAUAUCGAAAUCUGUCCGUCAGCUGGAGAGGCUAGUCUCAAACGGCAGUAUAAUACAAGCUCUGUUAUAAGAUGACGAUAAGUUAAUAAUAGUGUAAUUCUGACAUGAACAAGUUAAACCUGUGCCAAACUAGAUCUUUAAAGAGUGUAAAUGUGUUGAUUUAAAACCACAUUAGAUUAGAGAAGACAUACUUUUAUAUUAAGAAAAUGUGAAAAGUGCCAAAUGAACCAUAUUUAUGAUUUACUCGGGGAGGGAGUCAUCCGUGUGACAGUUUGUAAGAGUCAGUAUAGGAGUUUGUAUAAGCUCUCUCAGUUCCUGCCACAUGUUGAGGGGCCGCCAUGUUAGCAAUGUGUUCAGCCAGUCCUCCGGAAGCUGCAUUUCCCAGGAUGCAAAAGCACCGCCACUCUGGGCCUCGACAAAUCAACAUUGGGAUGGGUUAGCAUAAUUAUGCUAAAAAUAAUGUGACUCGAUAGCAUUCUUAAAUACAGCCUUUUAUAGUUACGAACAAAAUGUAUUUUGUGGAAAUAGAUGUUAUCUUUUUUGCACGUCUAUAUUGCAUGAUAUCAAAGUGAUACGUGGACAGAAAAUGGAGAGAAAAACAAAACAAAAAAUAGAAGCAAGAAAAAAAAAAAAUGAUUAGGCAGUGUGUUUGUCGACGAUUCUUUGCAUGCCGAUAAGGGAGCAUUUUGAUGUUGUUUUACAACGUUCAAAUGUUGGUCGUUUGAAUUCCGUUCCAGCGACCCAAGGAAAUCCAAACGUUUGACCGUAACGUUUGCGAGAAAAGACGUAGUUUGUCGCUGUCCAGCCGCCCUCGCCGGAUACGGAUAAAAACAAACAAGCCUAAGACUAUUUUGCUACUUGCUACUAAAAAAAAAUUAUAAUUUUGAAGUGAGACUUCAUUGUCAAUGAAUGUACUCCCCUCUGCAUACGUCUGGAUAUCACUCCUCUGACCAUUGACGUGCGGUAGAGGCUAACGUGUUCUCGUUUGUGUAUUUCUGUGUAUUCUAACAUUACUAACCCUCGACGCAUUGCGUCAAGCUCUCAGUAUGUUCUCUGUCCUUUUUGAAACCCCCCAUCCAUAUCUACCCCUCCAACACCCCCCCCCCCCCCUCUUAAUCUCUCAGCUCUGGCUUGUCUUGGCAUUGAUAUGCACCUUAUUGACCUCAAAUAUGACAUGAUAUCUGCAGCCCCCCCCCCCCCCCUGUGUGUUUCAAUGGGAGAGAUUCGUAAAAAAGAGUGUGUGCGACGCAGAGAGGGGGUGAAAACUCCCCUCGCUCACCUCUGAAUCCCCCCCCCGCUGCAGAACCCUGAGAGAAACAACGCUGAACAUUAACAGUGCGUUUGCUCUCUUUUUCUCUCUCUUUCUAUUUUCCAAACUCAGGUCAAUUAGAUGCUUUGUUGGCUUUAACGUCACAAAAAAAUAAAUAGAGGAGAGAUA
This is a messenger RNA of Pungitius pungitius (ninespine stickleback), 7843 nucleotides long. RefSeq names its product NOVA alternative splicing regulator 2 (gene nova2). The transcript has 5 exons. Gene Ontology annotation, cellular component: cytoplasm; nucleus. Gene Ontology annotation, biological process: regulation of alternative mRNA splicing, via spliceosome; mRNA splicing, via spliceosome. NCBI's taxonomy places the organism in Eukaryota, Metazoa, Chordata, Actinopteri, Perciformes, Gasterosteidae. Bases 815 to 2374 code for a protein of 519 amino acids. The record is from RefSeq and is a predicted model, not a curated record. Gene Ontology annotation, molecular function: mRNA binding.